Molecule: messenger RNA, 447 nt
Organism: Priceomyces carsonii
Lineage: Eukaryota; Fungi; Ascomycota; Pichiomycetes; Serinales; Debaryomycetaceae
Gene: TOM22
Product: Tom22p
Exons: 1
Coding region: 1-447 (148 amino acids)
Biological process (GO): intracellular protein transport
Cellular component (GO): mitochondrial outer membrane
Source: RefSeq, a predicted model, not a curated record
AUGGUUAAGUUAACUCAAAUCGAUGAUGCAACUGCAUCUAAACUUAAUGAGAAUAAUGAUGCAUCAAAAUCAGAACACUUCAGUGACAGUGAUUCUGAAUCCGAGUCUGACUUUGAUGAUGACUUCGAUAUUGAGAAUGAAACUUUCUAUGAUAGAAUUGUUGCAUUGAAGGAUAUCAUCCCCCCAAAACAUAGAAAUCAGAUUGCAUCUUCUGGGCAAACUCUUGGAGAUUAUUUGAGCGCUGGAUUCUCUAAAGGGGGAAGCAUUUUAUGGGGUAUUACUUCAUCUGUACUUCUUUUAAGUGUACCUUUGUCGUUGGCAAUUUUGGCUGAGACCCAGUUACAAGAGAUGGAAAAGGAAAUGUCAUUACAAAACUCGGCACAAGAAGUUUUGGCUCCAGGGUCAGAAUCGGCUUUUAACAAUGAAAAGAAACCCGCUAGUGCUUAA